AUGGCCGACUUCGAGGACCGGGUGUCGGAUGAGGAGAAGGUGCGUAUAGCUGCAAAAUUCAUCACUCAUGCACCCCCUGGAGAAUUCAAUGAAGUAUUCAAUGAUGUCCGGUUAUUGCUUAACAAUGACAAUCUUCUCAGGGAAGGAGCAGCACAUGCAUUUGCACAGUAUAACAUGGAUCAGUUCACUCCGGUGAAGAUAGAAGGGUAUGAUGAUCAGGUCUUAAUCACAGAACAUGGUGAUCUGGGCAAUGGCAGAUUUUUAGACCCAAGAAACAAACUUUCUUUUAAGUUUGAUCAUUUAAGGAAAGAAGCAAGUGACCCCCAGCCCGAGGACACAGAAUCGGCUUUAAAACAAUGGAGAGAUGCCUGUGACAGUGCAUUGAGAGCUUAUGUGAAAGAUCAUUACCCCAAUGGCUUCUGUACUGUUUAUGGUAAAUCUAUAGAUGGGCAGCAGACAAUUAUUGCCUGUAUUGAGAGCCACCAGUUCCAGCCCAAAAACUUCUGGAAUGGUCGUUGGAGAUCAGAAUGGAAGUUUACCAUCACACCACCAACAGCUCAAGUGGCUGCAGUGCUCAAGAUCCAGGUUCAUUAUUAUGAAGAUGGCAAUGUUCAACUGGUUAGUCAUAAAGAUAUCCAGGACUCUGUACAGGUUUCAAGUGAUGUACAGACAGCUAAGGAAUUUAUUAAGAUAAUAGAAAAUGCAGAAAAUGAGUACCAGACAGCAAUCAGUGAAAACUACCAGACUAUGUCAGACACCACUUUCAAAGCCUUACGCCGGCAGCUACCCGUCACCCGCACCAAGAUCGACUGGAACAAAAUCCUCAGCUACAAGAUUGGCAAAGAAAUGCAGAAUGCUUAAUGUGGAAAUAAGGAGAUUUAUGAAAUGUUUGUGUGCAAAAAAAAAAAGUGGUCCUAUGCCAAGUAGAUGGUUUCUAAACCAGUGCAGCAUUUUUCUAGGGCUUUCAAAGUUAACAGGUUUUCUAGCCUCAGAGAGAACUAUGGAACAAAUAGCAUUGUCUUUGUGUUUUGUGUUUCCUGCCGCAUAAAUUUCCUGUUGUGACAGCAUUUACUGAUAGGUCAUUUUAAUUAAGCCACAUUCAUGGUUCAGAAGUAUAGCUGGUUUUGAUCACUCACUGUACUGGUUGGAAAACUUCCUAGCUGGAAAAGCCCUAUUAUAAAUACAGCUGAGGAUGCAGAGCAUUCCCUUCACCCUUAUACAGCACUCCAGGUACUCCUGUAAGUUUGUCAAAUCUGCCAACAGCUCAAGGCGCUAUGCUGCAAGAAAUAACAAAUGCAAAAGACCGUAAGUCCUCGUGUAUCCUUAUUACUGACCUCCACAAAGCAAAAAGCCUGCAGGCUUAGAUUUUGCUGUAUAAAAUGAGUUUACAAGAGCCUUCACAGAAAUCCCUAAGCAGCCAGCUCUUCCAGGGACAUAAUUUUUGUUUUUAAUCUGAAGAUUUGAGCCACGUUCCCUUAAAGUGAACAUUUUUGCUCUCCCCUCCCUCAUGUAUGUACGGUUAUUGGACAUCUGCAUUUUUCCAGAACUACGAGUUCCUGUGUUGAAUCAGUGCUGAUCCAUGUAGGCUGGAUAGUGAUUAAAAAUGCAAAUGUCUACAGAAUAAUAGGUAUGUUGUGCUUUAAUGCUUUGUGGCAGGUUCAUAGAAUUUGUAUCACAGGUGUAUGGAUGGAUAGUGUACAAAAUAAAUAAACUUGCACCAAAGUGAGAGAAAAAACCU
Messenger RNA from Gavia stellata (red-throated loon), 1738 nucleotides. RefSeq names its product capping actin protein of muscle Z-line subunit alpha 1 (gene CAPZA1). Bases 1 to 861 code for a protein of 286 amino acids. The record is from RefSeq and is a predicted model, not a curated record. Lineage: Eukaryota; Metazoa; Chordata; Aves; Gaviiformes; Gaviidae. Gene Ontology annotation, cellular component: actin cortical patch; F-actin capping protein complex. Gene Ontology annotation, biological process: barbed-end actin filament capping; actin cytoskeleton organization. Gene Ontology annotation, molecular function: actin filament binding. The transcript is spliced from 10 exons.